AUGGGCUACUUGAACUCGUCCGAAAGCCUUCUGUCACUGGUCCGUCCUGAGCUUGACUCACUCGUGUGUUACUGGUUGGCUGCUCUCCGAGACUCCGCGCUACUAUCGCUUCCGGCUCAAUUCGCUGAUCAAAUGCCAUCUGGAGGAGGAGCCUUUUAUAAGGCGGAGAGUGCUGAUGCUCCACAAACGUGGCCAGAUAAUCGGCGAGAGUCCAGGUUCCAUCUGAUGAUGGGUAUUGCUGUCGAAGCACUGUGCAGUAGGACCACCUACGCGGAUGAUCAUACUAUUCAGAGCUGUGUACGAGCUAUACAUGCAUUACUGCAGUGUGAAUGGUGUCAACUACAGCUAAUGUCCGACAUACGAUUAGCGAUCGAAUUGUGCAAUGUUUUGCACCGGUAAGA
Cylicostephanus goldi is the source of this 401-nucleotide messenger RNA. Lineage: Eukaryota; Metazoa; Nematoda; Chromadorea; Rhabditida; Strongylidae. The record is from the annotation of a GenBank genome assembly.